Kogia breviceps (pygmy sperm whale) is the source of this 981-nucleotide messenger RNA. It is a transcript of the gene PQBP1, whose product is annotated as polyglutamine binding protein 1. Gene Ontology annotation, molecular function: protein binding; lipid binding. The record is from RefSeq and is a predicted model, not a curated record. Gene Ontology annotation, cellular component: plasma membrane; cytosol. Lineage: Eukaryota; Metazoa; Chordata; Mammalia; Artiodactyla; Physeteridae.
GCAUCGUUUUGAGCUUUGGGCGAAGAGAGUCGUGUAGGCCUGACAAUCAUAGAAGCGACGAGAGAGAGAGACGGCCAUUCUGUCAGCUUUCCACUACCUGCGUGACUGUAUUGGUGUGUCUGCUAUCCGCUAUGCCUCUGCCCGUUGCGCUGCAGACCCGCUUGGCCAAGAGAGGCAUUCUCAAACAUCUGGAGCCCGAACCAGAGGAAGAAAUCAUUGCCGAGGACUAUGAUGAUGAUCCUGUGGACUAUGAGGCUACCCGGUUGGAGGGCCUGCCACCAAGCUGGUACAAGGUGUUUGACCCUUCCUGUGGGCUUCCUUACUACUGGAAUGCGGACACAGACCUCGUGUCCUGGCUGUCGCCACAUGAUCCCAACUCCGUUGUUUCCAAAUCUGCCAAGAAGCUCAGGAGCAGUAAUGCAGAUGCUGAGGAGAAGUUGGAUCGGAGCCAUGAGAAAUUGGACCGGGGCCACGAGAAAUCGGACCGAGGUCAUGAGAAGUCAGAACGCGGCCAUGAGAAGUCAGAACGGAGCCAUGAGAAGUCUGACAGAGACCGGGAGCGUGGUUAUGACAAGGUGGACAGAGAGAGAGAGCGGGACAGGGAUCGGGACCGCGACCGCGUGUAUGACAAGGUGGACCGGGAAGAGGGCAAAGAACGACGCCACCAUCGCCGGGAGGAACUGGCUCCCUACCCCAAGAGCAAGAAGGUGGCAAGCCGGAAGGAUGAAGAAUUAGACCCCAUGGACCCCAGCUCGUACUCAGAUGCACCCCGGGGCACAUGGUCAACAGGACUCCCCAAGCGGAAUGAGGCCAAGACGGGUGCAGACACGACAGCAGCUGGGCCCCUCUUCCAGCAGCGCCCUUACCCAUCCCCGGGGGCUGUGCUCCGGGCCAAUGCCGAGGCCUCCCGGACCAAGCAACAGGACUGAACCUUCCCCACUGUGGCCCGCCCUGGCGUUAAUAAAAACUCUUCAGUGGAUC